Lates calcarifer (barramundi perch) is the source of this 2408-nucleotide messenger RNA. RefSeq names its product polypeptide N-acetylgalactosaminyltransferase 5. Gene Ontology annotation, cellular component: Golgi apparatus. Bases 12 to 1661 code for a protein of 549 amino acids. The transcript is spliced from 10 exons. The record is from RefSeq and is a predicted model, not a curated record. NCBI's taxonomy places the organism in Eukaryota, Metazoa, Chordata, Actinopteri, Centropomidae.
GAGUGAUCUAAAUGCAACGAAGAAGCCCGAAACCUAUAAUCAAGCUCCAAACGGGAGAGGACUCAAAGGAUAACUCUGUCCCUGCCAGAAAACCAGGUGUCCACAAAGUGCUUUCUCUGGAUGUGACUCUCAAUCCCAGAGAUGCCAAUGCAGUGGGCCAGUUCGGUCAGGCAGCACUUUUUGCCAGUAACGAGGAUGCAGAGGUGAGGAAGAGAUGGGACGAAGGGCAUUUUAAUGUCUACCUGAGCGACAAGAUCCCAGUGGACCGUGCCAUUCCAGACACCAGGCCUGAGAUGUGCGCUCAGAAUUUGGUCCACGAUGAUUUGCCCUCCACCAGUGUGAUAUUCUGUUUCGUGGAUGAAGUGUGGUCCACGCUCCUCCGCUCUGUGCACAGUGUGCUCAACAGAUCUCCACCACACCUCCUCAAAGAGAUUAUUCUGGUGGAUGACUUCAGCACCAAAGACUAUUUGAAGGAGCCACUGGAUAAGUAUAUGUCCCAGUUUCCCAAAGUGAAAAUCAUUCGUCUGAAGGAGCGGCAGGGUCUGAUCAGGGCCAGGCUGGCCGGAGCUGCUGUUGCCAAAGGUGAGGUUCUUACCUUCCUUGACUCCCACAUUGAGUGUAACGUUGGCUGGCUGGAGCCACUCUUAGAGAGAGUCUAUCUGGAUCGCAAGAAGGUUCCCUGUCCAGUUAUUGAAGUCAUCAGUGAUAAGGACAUGAGUUAUAUGCUGGUUGACAACUUCCAAAGAGGUGUUUUCAAAUGGCCUUUGGUGUUUGGCUGGAGUGCAUUACCAGAGGAGUACAUUAAGAAGCAUAACAUGACCGUUGCAGAUCCCAUCAGGUGUCCAGUCAUGGCUGGAGGCCUUUUCUCCAUAGACAAAAAAUACUUCUAUGAGCUUGGUGCCUAUGACCCUGGCCUGGAUGUAUGGGGCGGGGAGAACAUGGAGAUUUCGUUUAAGAUCUGGAUGUGUGGAGGGGAAAUCGAGAUUAUCCCCUGCUCUCGAGUGGGACACAUUUUCCGAGGACAGAACCCGUACAAAUUCCCCAAAGACCGACAGAAGACGGUCGAGCGUAACCUGGUGAGGGUGGCCGAGGUCUGGCUGGACGAGUACAAGGACCUCUUCUACGGCCACGGCUACCACCACCUGCUGGAUAGAAAGGCCAUUGACAUCGGCAACCUCACCGAGCAGAUUGAGCUGAGGAAGAGGCUCAAAUGCAAGAGCUUCAAGUGGUACCUGGAGAACGUGUAUCCAGACAUGGAUGCUCCUUUAGCCAAAGCUGAAGGCUUGGUCUUCAAUCGUGGCUUAAGAAAAUGCCUCGCUCUGCAGAGCGGCUCUCUGUCCUUCGAGAUAUGUGAUCUCAGUAAGCAGAGUCAGCACUUUAAUUACACCUGGAUGAGGCACAUUCGCCAAGAGGACCUGUGUGUUGCUCCCCAAAGCAAGGACAGUGGCUUUGGUUUACAACCAUGUGACAACACCAAGCCUGAACUUCGCUGGUUCCACAAAUCUUCCAACUCAGCUCUGGCGGAACACCUCAUUACAGAGUUUGUUUCCCACCACAUGUGCCUGGAGGCGGGGGCUCUGGGUGAUACUCUUCACCUCAACCCAUGUGUUCCCAGAAAUAUCUUCCAAAAGUGGCAGUUCACACACUACCAUGCUCAGUGAUCAGACUGAUCACGAUUUUUAUGUGUUAAGAAUGCACUAAUAGAGACCUUCAGUGGCCUCACACCACAGUAUGGUCUGUGGUCCAACCUCAAACCAAAGGACUGUCCAGAGGAAGUGGGAGAGGCUUUGGUGGCAGUAAUAUGAGUGGUGCAGGGCAGAUGGUGUGGGGGCGUGCAAUGUUUCUAAUGUCCUUUUAAUUCAUCAGCAUGGACUGACCUUGAGGUUAAACACUUGUGCCAGUGGAAAGAGAGAAUAUUUCUCUGGUUAGGAAGGUUUGCACCAGGCUUUUCUCAUUUCAGAUAAGAUCCUCUGCACUGCUAUUCUGGGGAAAAAUGCCUGAGAUGAUUUUUUUUACAGAAGUGGGCUACUGGUGAAUGUCUAUGGAAAAACACUCCUCUGACAAGUUCUUCAGUACAACAUAUCAGUUCACUGCCAAAGAUAUAAAGUGCGUCAUUUGAUUUGAAAGUGUUCUUGUUGUCGGGACUGAAUUAAAUUGCAUGUAAAGUAGGAUUAAUUAAUUUGUAUAAAAUGUAUCGCAUAUUUUCGGUGAGACGUCUACUUUUCUAGAUGUCAUGUACUUUAUUUUUGAUGAGGUGCUGGGGUGAAAUGGCUGCUUCUCUGGUUUUUAAUGAUGUGUUAUUUAGGUGCAAGUGUUGAUGUGAAAACUGUCUCUCUGUGUAUAAUUUUUUUUGUCACUAGGGGGAAGUGUAGGUUCAAAACACCCAAUAAACCUGUGCUGUGAUUUCA